Messenger RNA from Adelges cooleyi (spruce gall adelgid), 3364 nucleotides. Its product is annotated as PHD finger protein 12. The coding region runs from base 500 to 3190 and encodes 896 amino acids. Gene Ontology annotation, molecular function: protein binding; transcription corepressor activity. The record is from RefSeq and is a predicted model, not a curated record. The transcript has 11 exons. Lineage: Eukaryota; Metazoa; Arthropoda; Insecta; Hemiptera; Adelgidae. Gene Ontology annotation, biological process: negative regulation of transcription by RNA polymerase II. Gene Ontology annotation, cellular component: Sin3-type complex; nucleus.
ACGUAGAUAAAAGAUAGGUAAACAAAAAUACAAAAUUAUGUUUGUUUCUCGGAGCAAUCAAUCUGAAAAAUUUCAUCCGAAUUUCUGAUGAAAAAAAUUUUGAAAGUUGUUGUUCGUAGGUAUUGGUAAUUACCGCGCUGUUCGCCUAAAUCGUUUAUUAUCCGCAGAAGAGGUCGAUCGUUUACGUGAUGAAUAUGUUAGUGCACCGCGACUAAUGCUGUUCACCCAGUUAUGCCAAUGAAGUAAAUAGAUUUAUGAUGAGAACUUUGGUAUGUUACUUGCUUCAAAUUUCCGUAAGAUGUGCUCGCCUAAGUCUACAUGAUCUGCCUUGAGUAUCAAUUUGUUAAAUAGGCGUACCGUGUAACAUCACAUUUAGAGCAUAUCUGUUAGUAAUUUUAAAUCCUGGAGAAUUCCUAUAUCACCGUAAAAGUUCUGUCAAUGUUAAUGCAAUCCACUCUUGGUUGUACACAAACUAACGGUAAUCUCUAAAGCGUAUAUAAUGGCUUACAAGAGACCGGUUUCGCCUCGUCCUAUUGAACUAAUGAAGGAUAUUAUGAAAUUGAUAGCUGAACCAAUUUCAGUGAACAAGAAAAAAUAUGUUGAAGACACUUAUUUUCGUCAACCUGGUAAAGAGCAUAAUCAUGACUUUUGUGAUGCUUGUCGUGAAGGUGGUGAUAUUGUCUGCUGUGAUAGAUGUCCAAGAUCCUACCAUAUUAGUUGCCACAUUCCACCUUUAGAUAAACUACCUGAUGGUGAAUGGCUGUGUAGAAGGUGUUCAAAGAAGAAUGGUGAGCCGAUGUGUGAAGUUCCUAUUAAUAAUGUUGAUAAGACUGAAAAUGACGAUACUGGGUGCCCUUACGAUUAUGUGGCCAAAGAUAAAUUUGAAGUCGACAUGUUGCCAAGUGUUGUUCAUCAAAUAAUUGGAAAAAGUGAUUCUUCCAAAUGCAUUAUAUUCACAGAUAUUAAAUCAGUAAUGAAGCGUAAAUUUGAUUCUCAGACUCCACGUUUCUUACCAAAGUUGAAGUCUGUUUAUAAAAUGCCUUUAGUGCGAAAAUAUAAUGGUAAACCUACUGCGCGAAGGCAGUUAGACAAAUUAAAGCUUCUCCGCAAAGAUGAUAAAUGUUGGUUGUGUAAUAGAGGUGUACUUGGAGGCCGAUUAGUACAAUGUGAUUUUUGUAAUCAUCUUUAUCAUCUCGACUGUUUAGACCCACCUAUUCGUGAUUGGGACCAUAGUAUGAAAUGGUUAUGUCCAGAACACGACAAAUUCUAUGAACAGGUUUAUCCGAAAAUUUUUAAAGGUGAUCGAUUGUAUUCAGAUCGCAUAACCUUAAAAAGAUUACGAUGUCAAAUACCUAGCCAAACUGUAAAUACAUUAAUUAGUAUACCUAAUCAUAUUGAUGCCAUGUAUAAAAAGAGUGAUGAAGAUGACAUUCCAACAACACCAUCUAAAGGUGCUUCCUUAGAAAUUUUAUGUGAUAUUGCAACGUUUGAAUUGAAAUCAAUGAUUCCUGAUAAUUUGAUCGAUAAUGCUGAUUUAAAAGUUUCAAAUGAUAUUGCUCUACAGUUCCUAGCACUUCAAAGUCUUUACCAAUUGCAAGAAAGCCAUUUAUCGUUACCAACAAAACCUCUCGCUUAUCUUUCCUGUUUAACAUCACCCAACACGACUACUUGUAUUCAAAAAAUUGCAUUUACCAUAGGAGCUUCCCCCGACUGUGAUCUCUGCUUACUUGGUUAUGGAAAUUGUGAAAAUGUUUCUGAUCUUCAUGCUACAAUUAUAUUUGAUGAGAAUAUUGGAGCUUUUAGCGUAACAAAUCAUAGCAAAUAUGGUAUUAUAGUGAAUAACGUUUCAUAUUUUGGCAACCACCAACCUAUAGAUCUGACAAUCAGAGAUUUGAACAAAAUUAAUUUUCAAAUUAAGAAACAUAUAAAUAAACGGCGAAAAAUUGUUCGAAGUCAACGUAUGUUUAGCUUUAGUCAAACUAAUAAAGAAAAGUUGUUAAUAAAAUAUACAAGCAAUAAGCGGGACCCCAAGCUUGAUUACCGUUCUCUAACAAAGUAUUAUAGAAAAAUGUUAAGUAGCACUAAAUAUACUUAUUCAGAUGUUGAGUGCUCGUGUUCAAAAAGGCUGAUUCCUAAAGAUGGAUAUCCAGGUUUAGCGUUUUUAUCUAGUGGCUCAACAAUGUUGAUUGGCUGUAUAAAUUUUACUUUUACUCACGAUCAAUAUGUUAGAUCGGUUUCCAUCAAACAUAUGAAUACUGAUGAGCCAUUCAUAAAAAGAGAAAAAACAAUAGAAAAUGAAAUUUAUUCUAAAACCAAUGAAAAAGAGAACUCUGUUACUAGCAAUAGAAGCCAAGGUGAUGACAGAAUUGAAGAUGAAGUAGUUGUUACCAACAGUAAAUGUUUUUCUCAAAAUGAGAGUAUCGUAAACUCUAACAAUAGUAAUAAAGAAAAUCAACUAGAAGUUUUUAUCAAUGGAGAUUGUUCAUCUAAAAAUAAAAAUAUCAAAAACACCUGUAAAACUAAUAGAAAAGAUGAAAAUAAACACGAGGUCGUUACCAAUGGUGAUUGCUCACCUGAAAAUGAGACUAUUGUGAACACUCCUACCGAACAAAAUUAUAUUAAACUAGAUAAUUCUGUAAAUGAUUCCAUAGUUAAUGGUUUAUCAAUUAGUUACAAAAACAAUACAUCAAUUGAAGAUGUAAAUAAGUCCAACUCGUUUGAUGAUACUGAAUCGACUAAAUGGUUAAAUACAAAUGGAGUUUCGAACAAAAUGCAAUCUUGUUCUGCCAGUGAUUUAAUACAAGAGGUAGAAGUUGAUGCUAACUACGAGUGUUUUAAUGAAACGUACAACAAUGAACAUAAUAUACAGGAAGAAAUUGUGUAUGAGAUGGAUUACCUAGAACCAAGCCACAGCAGAGUUGAAUAUGUUAGUGAAGCUGAUGCUCAAAACUGGAUCAUUGAAGAAAUAUUGGAAGAAGAAGACAAUAUGAAUAUUAGUAGUAGCAGUGAAAUUGUCAACGAGUCGAAUUCAUUUGAUGAUCAGCUCUCGGGUAGUAAGGUAUCAAACAAUUCUUCAAUAGAAUACUCCGUAUCUGGAUGUAAUUAUAAAGAGUAUAAGACUGAAAAUGUGUAUUAUCAUGCGUCUAGUCCGUGCGAUGAAACUAUUGUCAUAUCAGAUGAUGAUGAAUGAUGAUUAAGAUUAAAAAACCAAAGAUAAUUUUUUGUUAUUGAUUUAUUAAGUUUUGUUGAAGUUAUUUUGUUUAAAAUGCCAGUAUUAUAUAUUUUUUUAAUGUCAAUUAAUUUUUUUGUCAUUUAUUAUUUUUGUAAAUGCUGAUAAAACAGUCAUUAUUGUUAAACUAUUUUC